Hemibagrus wyckioides is the source of this 1265-nucleotide messenger RNA. It is a transcript of the gene sumo3a, whose product is annotated as small ubiquitin like modifier 3a. The record is from RefSeq and is a predicted model, not a curated record. Gene Ontology annotation, biological process: protein sumoylation. NCBI's taxonomy places the organism in Eukaryota, Metazoa, Chordata, Actinopteri, Siluriformes, Bagridae. The coding region runs from base 137 to 421 and encodes 94 amino acids. The transcript is spliced from 4 exons. Gene Ontology annotation, cellular component: nucleus. Gene Ontology annotation, molecular function: ubiquitin-like protein ligase binding; protein tag activity.
GGCCACGUGACCCGGCGACGUCCAAUCGCGUCCGGAGGAGGUAAAGAGUGGCGCGUUCUCGUGGCGGCUGGGGAGGACAGGCAGUUGUUGAGAGCGCAUCUUGUGUAAAUUAAACAAAUCCAUUUUUGUGCAAAAAAUGUCCGAGGAUAAGCCCAAGGAGGGAGUGAAGACAGAGAAUGACCACAUCAACCUGAAGGUGGCUGGACAGGAUGGCUCUGUGGUCCAGUUUAAAAUCAAGAGGCACACACCGCUCAGCAAGUUAAUGAAAGCGUACUGUGAAAGACAGGGUUUGUCGAUAAGACAGAUUAGGUUUAGGUUUGAUGGACAGCCGAUAAACGAGACGGAUACACCAGCACAGUUGGAGAUGGAAGACGAGGACACUAUCGACGUAUUUCAACAACAAACGGGCGGCCAUCGCUAAAGCCUCUCCUCCACACAGCGGGGUUCUGCCUCGGCUGUUUUAUUUGACUCGAUCCCUGAAAUGUUUAACUGUGCUGUUUAUUUACUCCUUUUUUUGGUCAUGUUGUUUUGGUUGGAUGUCCUCCCUAGUUUUCAUAGGGUUUGGACUCGCAUUCUUUCUUUUUUUUUUUUUGGUCCCUCUCACCCUCUCUGCCAAUAUUUAAAGAUACAUGAGGUAACAUGUGGCUGAGAGGUGAAUCCAAGAUGGCCGCCGUAAGGUUCAAAAUGGCUGCCGCUGUAUGAACAGAAGGCCCUUUUUUCUUGAGAAAGCCAAGCUUGAGUUCUCAGUCCUGAUAAACAAAACGAUCCAUUUCUAUCACCAUUAUCAAUCCUGCCAAAUUACGAGGAUUUCUUUCUUUCUUUAAUUUUUUUUCUGUCUUGUGCAGCUUUAAUUCUAUUUUUAAUCCAUGUCAUGUUAGCGGAAAUGAUGCCCAAGGCAGCCUUAUUUGGUCCAACUGCAGAGAUUAAAGGGAACUUCGAUCUCUUCUCAGACCAAACCCCAGAUAUGUCCCGGAUUAGUCCAGAUUUUUAUUAUAAAGCUCAUAAAAUCCCCGUUUCCGUCCCCCCAUUCCGUCAUCUCUCAUCUUUCAAAGGCAACAAGUCAUCAGUCCGUCAGCUCUGUGACGGAUGUCCGUCACCCCGAAGAGGAAAAGUCUCAUCGGUCCCUCGUAACAGUCCGGCGUCCGUAAGGGUUUGCGACUGAAUCAGCAUCUGUGUAGUCUCAUUAUUUUUUUUUUCUGUACUGAUUUGUACAUUAUUUGUUGUCCUUUACUACUGUAUACAAUAAAUAUAGUUUGGUACUCAGA